UCAACAGUCGGAGAAGAAUUUUAAUUCCGAGGGCCGUCAUAACGGAAAAAAAGUGCCUCCGACUUCCUUGGCUCACCCCCAAGAAAGUUCCAGUCCUUCUACCCUCCUACACAAAGCCCAAAAUGCCGGCCAUGGAGACUCUCCAUUCCCUUCCAAAAAUACCCUUAUCUUCGAUUUUCUCAAUCGAAACUCACAUGGCCCAAAAAACUUCUGUAAAGCUCAGAACAAUGGUCAAAUCCCAUCAAAAUCGCUGAAAAAACAUGCAUUCAAAGUCACAAUUCCCCUUCCUAUCUUUUCUUUUCCCAAUCCAGACCGCUCGAUUCGUCACCCGCAGGAGAACGCCGUCGAAUUACGACCAAAGGAGUGGCAUUUUUGGAAAAUUGAUGGCGAAUUUCGUCGCAGAGAAGCUGAUGCUCUCGAAGCUGAGAACUGUCAGAUGGGUCACGCUGUUCUUGGGAUUUUCCAACAUGGGUGUGAUUGUUCUUGGUGGGAUUCUGAUGAUUUGGGUCUUUCCGGGAUGCAGCAGGGGACAGAUCCUGCCAUUCGUGGUGGUAGCUGUGGUGGCGGGCAUCAGGAUCAUGUCGAUGAUUGGGACGGGUAUCGCGCAGGAAGCGACGGCCACAACGAUCCUCGGCCAGCAGCAGGCCGAGAGCGCUGCCGUUGAUGCAGUUAUCCGCCACGAGAGACGGAUAAGGUAUAAGAGGUGGUUAUGGUGGACCCGGUUUGGAAUAGUGAUAACUAUAUUGCAAUUUGUUGCGGUGACUUAUUUGAUGUUCAUCAUAGUGAAAUAUGUUUCUUAUGAUGGCAACUCAAGCGGCUGCUUUUUAGGGAAGGAUACAGACAGCAAUGGGUGGAAGUAUAGUUUGUUGAUCUUUUUCCUUAUCCUGGCCUGGCUUCUUGUCAUCACACAAUGUUUCACGGGAUCUGAUGUGUUAAGGUGGAGGUCCUUCUAUGCAACUCAUGAUCAUGCAUGGAAAGCUCAUUACCGGGAGGUGUUUGAUUAUGGAAUACGAGAGGUUUUGUGCUGUCUAGGGCGUGCAAAAUACUUGAGUGUUUUGGAGGAAGAUGAGGUCCAUUCUGUGGCAAGACUAUUGGGUGAUCUUGUAGCUUAUCGUGCUUCGGGCACCGGGCAUUUGGAACUUUUGGCAGGGCUUGCACUGCUGCAAAGGCAUAGGCAGUCAACCAAUUUAUGUGAAGAGCUUAUGGAGGCACCUGAAUCACAGAUUCGAGAGGCUGUCACCUUUCAUCCAUUUGCUGAAGCUGCUUACACAGGACCACUACUUGAUGUUGGAAGAAAUCCCAUACUAUUUCCUUGUGCAUGGCUCUGGAGACAAGGCGUGUUGACACCUUGGAGCCGUAACAGGCGGCCCAUACUUGAAGGUGAUAAUUGGUGGCGAGGCCAUGCAGCUGCCUUUCUGAAAUAUGUUAACUUAUCCCCUGAAGCACUUCGGCGAGGUCGUGUUUAUCAGGCAAAGCGUGAAGCUGCAUACUUUGUUGUGGUUCUACAUCAUCUAAGAACUGUGGUGAUUGCUGUACGUGGAACUGAAACUCCUGAAGACCUAAUUACAGAUGGUCUGUGCAGAGAAUGUCCCCUCCUAACAGAGGAUGUGGAUGGGCUGAUAAAUAGUGAGCAUAUAUCAUCUGACGUGAGGCAAAGUGUUCUCUCGUCUUUUCCACACUAUGGGCAUUCAGGAAUAGUUGAAGCUGCACGAGAGCUGUUUGUGCAAAUAGAUGGACAGGUUGGAGAUGAAGGUGAUUUCUCAUCUGGGACCACUGGGUUCCUUUCUUCAUUGCUGGGAGCUGGAUGUGAGUGUCAAGGCUACAGUGUUCGCAUUGUGGGUCAUUCCUUAGGUGGUGCUAUUGCUACAAUGUUGGGACUGAGGUUGUACCGUCGGUACCCAAACUUACAUGUCUACGCAUAUGGAACCCUUCCAUGCGUUGACUUCGUCAUAGCCGAAGCAUGUUCCAGCUUUAUCACGAGCAUUGUAUAUAAUGAUGAAUUCUCAUCACGCCUUUCUGUUAGCUCAAUCCUCAGGCUUCGUGCAGCUGCUAUAGCAGCCCUGUCACAAGAUUCCUCAACCAAUUCUGCCAUGGUAUGCAAUUUCGCCCGACGGAUUCUGAAUUUAAAUAAGUACGAAGGGAGUGAAGAGAAUGGAAGGACACCGAAUCCAUCUUUUCAUGUGGGGGGUGCAACAGCCGAUGACUGUAACCACAUGUAUAGGAGGAGGCACUAUAAGUACGCUGUUAAAGGUGGGGUUUUCCUAUGUGCUCAUGCAGUUUCUUGCAUAAUGAAUAUGCCUAAUCAUCGCACAUCUUCUCUCGUAACGGAUAAGGAGUGUGAGCUCUCGUCAGAUAUAGCUUUAGAAACCAAAGGUGUCUCUGAUAAAAACAACUCUGCGUUCAAUGCAGGGGUUGACGAACCGGGUCAGCAACUUCUCGUUCAGGAACCCACGGCUUCCUUCAGUGAUGACCCAGUUUCUGAGAUUCUGAAAGAUGGAUUUGAUGAAUACAGCCACAGCAACAUGGAGAGUCCUUAUUCUGACAUCACGAGAGAUGGUCUUGAUAAUAAAUUCAAUAAAGACGCCAAUGAUUUGAUUGCCACAUGUAUUCAGCCGAGCUUCUCUGAUGGAAUCUCAGUUGGAGGUUCCGUGUCUCAGUUGGCGGAUGGCGUCUCAUCAUCAGUCGAGGUGUUGAAUGGAGAACACCCGGAGAUGUUUCUGCCUGGCCUUGUUAUUCAUAUGGUACCAGAAAAGAGGAGCCUUUUGCCUUUAUGGAAGAGCUGGAAUCUUCAUGACAGGGAGCAUAGAUAUCGAGCUUAUUUAGCGAAUAGGGAAAGGUUCAAGGAUAUGAUCGUAUCACCAUAUAUGUUCCUCGAUCACCUACCUUGGAGAUGUCUGUAUGCUAUGCAGAGGGUACUGGAGACCCACAAGGCUCAGCAAGGUCAGCUUGAUGCUGAUUUACCAAACGGAUCUCAUAUUGUGUGAGGACGGUUUGUAUGAGGAUUUCAUUUCUCUAAUACCUGAGAUCACAUUGGAUGUAAAGAUCUACCGGCGACAUGGUUGAGUGCGAGAACCUUGAAGUCGGGAGUAUGUUGUGCAAUGGGUGCCACUAUGCUAUGCAAAGGGUCACAAUGGACUAUUGAAUCUGAUUUCUACAUGACCGUUCUACCUCAAGAAACAUAAAAGAAAAGGGAGGAAGAAAAGAAAAGAAGAAAGAGAAGCAGAAAUGAUUGGUGAUGGAGGAAUUAAUUUCCACGUGUAAAAUAUCUGGUUCAAGCAAUAUCAGCUGACUUUUUAAUUCAUCUGAGAUAAAUGAUCUCAUACAACAGUUCUUGAGUUUUAAGCUCAUGUAUGGGAGUAAUAAAAAAAAGAAAAAGAAAAA
Magnolia sinica is the source of this 3381-nucleotide messenger RNA. RefSeq lists its product as uncharacterized. The record is from RefSeq and is a predicted model, not a curated record. The transcript is spliced from 13 exons. Gene Ontology annotation, biological process: lipid metabolic process. Bases 261 to 2984 code for a protein of 907 amino acids. Lineage: Eukaryota; Viridiplantae; Streptophyta; Magnoliopsida; Magnoliales; Magnoliaceae.